AUGGCUGCAUAUUCACAGGAUACUGUGACAUCUGUAUGCACUCAGGACAGUGCCCUUAGCACACUGCAGGCUGCCGACAGUGUACUGACACUUGUAAACAGCUUGUUGCAUGGAGGAGAAAAGUCAUCUCCAUCUCAUGCUGAGCCAUCCAGUGAGGAUGAGAGGACAAGUCUGCUGGCACCAGGGGAUGCUUGUCCAGGUAGCAGGGGCAGGAUGGCAACACCAGCAGAAACCUUAUUAGUUAUCAACCAGGACCAGUCUGAGGCUUCAUUGACACUUGCAGAAACAUCAGGCAGUCUUCGGGGCAGGUCUGCACAACAGGCAAAGAAUAUGCUGACUGACCCAAGUAUUGUGAGAAAUGUUGACGUCAGUGUGGAGCACAGUGACAGUUGCAAAACUGUGACACAUGUUGGUGUCAGUGUGGAGCAGAGUGACAAGUUCAGUGCUGUAAAAACUCACUGUUACCCUGUGUCUGUCAACAGCCUCAGUGAAAGUUCAGCCAUUUAUGACACUGACAGCACACACACACACAAGAAUGUAAGCAACAGUUCUCUGUCAGAGUGUGACCAGUACCUGGACCAUAGACUGACCCCACAGACAUCUAACCCCAGCAAGAAACAGCAGUUAGCACAACAAGCUUCAUCCAUUGUAGAAAAUGCUAUAGCCAGUUUGAGCAAAUCCACGUCAGCCAUUGUAGAGACUGAGCAGCAAAAAGUGAGAAACUUACAGCCCCAACCAGGUGACUCUAAGCCUACACUGUCCAGUGAAACCUCAGUCCAAAAUGUCUACUCAGAGAUUGAAGUCAUCGAAUCCACAGAUCCAUUCCACAAGGGCUACAAGAGACAGACCUCUGCUGAUGACUUCUACUCCUUGUUCCAAGACACAUCCCCAGAAUCACCCAUGUCUCCCAUAGACAAGCCCAUUUACUCCUCCGCUCAGCAGUCCAUCCCGCCCGAACCGGAGAUGGAGCGCGGCACGGAGAUGCAGGAUGUAACUGAGCGGAGACUGGCCAACAGUUGGUCUGAGCUGACAACCUCAGCCAACAUCUGCAGCCUGGCUUUGUCUAACAGCCACAUCUGGUACACGGACAAGAGCGACAGCAUCUACUACUCAUCUUUCAACAACCCAAAGGGCAUUCAGUGGCGCAAGAUCACUGACCACGGCAGCCAGAUUUCUGUGUCACCAUCGGGGAAUAUUGUUUGGCGUCUGCAUCGAGGCGUGGUUUAUGCUGGCACCAAAAUCUGCACUCGUCGCCCAGAAGGGCUCAAGUGGGUUGAGGCGGUGCGGGACGUGAAAACCAUAUGUGUAGACAAUGAUUGUGCCUGGUUUGUCAUGAACAAUGGUGAUGUGAUGAUGCAACGAAGACUGUCGCUGGAGAGGCCUUGCUAUAAGUCUCAGAAAGUAGAAUGUUCUCACAAACUCAAGUACAUCCUAGUUCGCUUCGGCAUUGUGUGGGCCAUCACAGAGGAGCUGCACUUGUUGGUGCGCACAGGUGUGUCUGAUGGUAUGCCAGAGGGGAUUGCCUGGGAGAUGGAUAACAGGGAUGGGCCUCCAUACCUGUUUUCCCAUGUUGCUGUGGACCAUGACAGCAUUGGCUGGGCCAUUGAUGUGCUGGGUCACCUCUGGUUCUGUGACGGGGUGACCAGAGAACAACCACUGGGGAGACGACGCUGGUGGCAGGUGCCCCAGCGAGGCGAGUACAUCCUUCAGGAUAAGACAAGUCUGGACAUGAUCCGGGAACUGGCUCUCAAGUUUGACCCCAUCAAGCUGUCCCACAUCUCCAGGACCAGACGGAGCGGCCUUAUCACGGCCGGCUCCCAGGGAGUUUGGCUGGCCAUGGAUUUCAAGAAUGUCCUGCAAGUGUGUCGAGGAAAUAUACAAGGCUACCACUGGUUUGAAGCACAACCAGCCCAGAUGUCCCCCAAGUCAACCUGGAGGCAAGUCUGUGCCGAGGUGUCACAUCUUGACUGGGGAACUGUGUGGGCUCAGCACACAAACGGAGAUGUGUUCACAUUUAAACGGGCUGGUUCGGCGGCUACCAUGAUUGCCGACUGUACCGACAUCUGCUGCCUGGCCGUUGGUCCCACAGCCACCUGGGCACUUACCACUGAAGGGGUCAUCCUAGUACGGGCUGGCACGGGGCCUCACUGUCCACAGGGGACAGCAUGGGUAGAACUGGAUAUAUCACAGCUAGGUCAGGCGCACAUUGUCCACAUCACUUGUAACUCCCUGUAUGUGUGGGCUGUGGAGGCGGACGGCACAGUCUACCAGAGGAUUGGAGCCAAGGCCCCCUCACACAAUAACCUCAGCCCUGCCUGGCUGGCCAUAGAUUCCUUCGAUGCUAUUCUUUUCACACGCAUUUAUGUGGGCCAGCUGGACUGGAUGGUCUGGGCUCUCGACAACAGGAGACUCAUCUACAUUAGGGCAGGGAUCACCGAUUUGAUGCCCAUCGGACAGGAGUGGGUUCAUGUACCAGGUAUUCAAGCCAUGGACCUAGCACUGACAAAAACAGGAGUCUGGGCCCUGACUCCCAAUGGGCAGGUCUUCUUCCGUUAUGGCAUCGCCAAGGACAGGCCCUGUGGGGACUACUGGAAGCAGAUACCUGGCACCUUCAUCAGGAUCUCUGCUUCAGCCAAUGAUGAACUGUGGGGCAUCAACACAGAGGGACAGCUCAUGCAGUGUAGCGUCAAGUACCUGACUCGAUCCCAGGACUCAUCCGAUCCCCUGCUGCCGAGGAGUGUCAGCAUCAGCUCAUCCGUAUCUGAGGAUGUUGACUGGGAGAUUGUUUGA
Candidula unifasciata is the source of this 2790-nucleotide messenger RNA. The record is from the annotation of a GenBank genome assembly. NCBI's taxonomy places the organism in Eukaryota, Metazoa, Mollusca, Gastropoda, Stylommatophora, Geomitridae.